Messenger RNA from Amphibalanus amphitrite, 512 nucleotides. RefSeq names its product shematrin-like protein 2. The transcript is spliced from 4 exons. Lineage: Eukaryota; Metazoa; Arthropoda; Thecostraca; Balanomorpha; Balanidae. The record is from RefSeq and is a predicted model, not a curated record. The coding region runs from base 38 to 427 and encodes 129 amino acids.
AGCAGCGGCAUAGUCAACACACACCAGCCGACCAGACAUGUUCAAGUUUGUGGUGCUCGCUCUGUGCGUGGCUGCCGCGUCUGCCGGUGGAGGUUACGGCGCUCAGAGUCAUCAGCACGUGCAACAAUACAAUGCCUGGGGUGGCAGCAAGUACGGAGUUGACCAGACCCACGCCACUUACGCCGGUGGUCACGGUGGAUACGGCGGAUACGGAGGAUACGGAUCCUUUGCUGGAGGUCAUGCCAAAGUCUACGCUCAGGCCCAUGGAUCUGGUGGAUAUGGACACGGCGGAUACGGCGGUGGACACGGUGGAUACGGCGGUGGACACGGCGGAUACGGCGGUGGACACGGGGGAUACGGCGGUGGAUAUUCCUACGGAUACAGCGCUGAUGUCGGACACGGUGGAUACGGUGGAUACGGUCACUAAUUCAACUAAUUCUCACUACUGAAAGCGGUUGAUUCGUCUAAGGAAACUAUCGAUGUCUGUAAUAAAAUAAACGAAAACUUACCCU